CAGUCGCACCACCACAUCUGCUAUCUGGACUUGAAUGAGCUUCCCGAUGAGAGAUCCAGUUAUUCAAGGAUCCAGUAUGGCAUAUCAUCCGUUUUUACCUCACCGGGGUCCAGAAUUUGCAAUGAGUGCAAUGCUGGGUCACCAGCCGCCUUUUUUCCCGGCACUGGCAUUGCCACAUAACGGCUCCCUGUCUCUGCCCGGAGCGCUGGGUAAGCCAAUAAUGGAGCAGCUGAUGGGCGCAGCAGAAACCGGCCUUCACUUUUCAUCACUGGGACACCAAGCCGCCAGUGCGCAUCUUCGGCCUCUGAAGACACUUGAGCCCGAGGAGGAAGUUGAAGACGACCCGAAAGUUCACCUGGAAGCCAAGGAACUAUGGGAGCUUUUUCACAAGCGUGGCACAGAAAUGGUCAUCACAAAAUCAGGAAGGCGAAUGUUCCCUCCGUUUAAAGUCAGAUGCACGGGCUUGGACAAGAAAGCCAAAUAUAUUCUGUUGAUGGAUAUAGUUGCGGCUGACGACUGUAGGUAUAAAUUUCACAACUCUCGCUGGAUGGUGGCAGGGAAGGCUGACCCCGAAAUGCCAAAACGGAUGUACAUUCACCCCGACAGUCCGGCCACUGGCGAGCAAUGGAUGUCUAAAGUCGUCAACUUUCACAAACUUAAGCUGACAAAUAACAUCUCCGAUAAGCAUGGUUUUACGAUCCUAAACUCCAUGCACAAAUACCAGCCAAGAUUUCACAUUGUGCGAGCCAACGACAUUCUGAAACUCCCCUAUAGCACGUUCAGGACCUACGUGUUUCCUGAAACAGAUUUCAUUGCUGUCACUGCCUACCAGAACGACAAGAUAACACAAUUGAAAAUUGAUCACAAUCCAUUUGCAAAAGGAUUCCGUGACACUGGAAAUGGGAGGCGUGAGAAAAGGAAACAACUGGCCCUGCAGUCCAUGCGUUCAUACGACGAGCAGCAGAAAAAAGAUCAUGGGACGUCAGACGACUCGUCUGGCGAACAGGCUUCUUUUAAAUGUUUUCGACAGGCUUCAUCUCCUGCAGUAUCAACUGCUGGCCAGAACAAUUUAAAAGAUUUUUGUGACAGUGAUGAAGACAGUGAAGACGAAGAAAAGGACGGAAAUUUGAAAGACGGGCCGGAUUCUAGUAAAAUUUCAACCACAACCGAAGACUCAAAGGACCCUGAUGUGAGUUUAAGCAAAAGUCUAUUUGUGGAAAGUGAGACUAUCGGUCGCAGAGCUGAAAAAUCUCGGGCCCCAAGUCCUAUAACGCUCAUAUCCAGCACCACCCGGUCUGGUGAGGAGCUCAAAAGUCCAGGCCGGGGCCAGGCUAAAACAGACGACUGCCGGACAGUGAGCAAAGAAAAUUACAUGCCAUUGACUGUCCAAACAGAUGGCACCACGCACUUAAAUCACAGCCACUUACACAAUUUCGGAUUUCCUCCGGGUAUGGCCGGGCAACAGUUCUUCAAUCACUUGGGUGGUGCCCAUCCUUUCCUCUUACACCCGAGUCAGUUCAAUAUGGGAGGCGCUUUCUCAAACAUGGCCGCUGGGAUGGGCCCUAUACUGGCAGCCGUUUCCUCCGGUGGGGUCAAUUCACUGGACACAAGCAGCAUGGCAUCACCGACACAAAACCUGAGCGGGCCGCCGCUGCCGUUUCAUCUGCAGCAACACGUGCUGGCGUCGCAGGGUUUGGCUGUGUCUCCGUUCGGAGGUCUCUUCUCUUAUCCUUAUACAUAUAUGGCCGCCGCGGCAGCUGCUUCCUCCGCCGCCGCCGCCUCCUCUUCAGUCCACCGCCAUCCUUUUCUAAACGCGGUGCGGCCUCGGUUAAGGUACAGCCCGUACACUUUACCGAACAUCCCGGACAGCACUUUGCUCACAACGGCGAUCCCACCCAUGGCGACCGGUGCCGUCGAUUUGAAGGGAGACAGAACGGCCGCGAGUCCCGGUUCCGCUGUCCUUGACUGUGAGGUCACCAGCCGCUCGUCGGGUUCGGUAUCACUGUCACCGAAAACCUGCAUUGAGAAAGACUCCAGCAGCGAGUUACAGAGCAUCCAGCGCCUGGUCAGUGGACUCGAGGCCACACAGGACAGGCCACGCAGCGUGUCUCCGUGAAGUGAGCGAAUGAUGAAGACAUUAAUACAGAUUGCGUACGAAGAAUAAAGUUUACAGUACGGACCUACAUCGAAAAAAAGAGUUUAGUCUUAAAUGCACUUUGGAAAUACAAAAAUAAACACAACAUGUAUGUUUCUCUUCUGUUAAAUGAAAAGAGUAUCUUUGAAUAUUUUCCAAAUCUUUGAAUACCAUAGAAGUAUUGAACAGUUUGGCAAGGAUGUCAGAUACUGAAUUAAGGCUGCUGCGCUCCUUUAUAUUAGCCUAUGCCCAAGGGUAACUGAUUUAACUUCAUAUGCCUUCAAUGGUGAUUUGUUAUGUCUUUAUCGAGAAACGCCGAAGUGUUUAAAAUUAAUAUUAAGAAAUUAAAUUAACUGGAAGCGUCUAGGCCUAUGCAUGACCAAGAUCAGACUAGAGCAUUACGGCUGGUUUACUCUUUAAGGCCGACUUAUUCAAACCGCUUAAUCAGCCAGUAAACUGUAGGCAACAUUAAAUGUGACCGAGUUUUUUUUUUUACAUUUGAGUUGCCUAGAUGAUUCCUUUCACCUCGAAACGCAGAGUAGUUGAUAUAGUUUUAUAAAUUGCAAAAUGCAAACAUCUUGAUCUCCGUUCCAAGUUGCCCGCAAUAGUGAAUUAAUUAGUGGAUUAAUUAUUUGAUUAUAGGGAACCAGGCGCGGUACGAAAAUUAUCACCUUAAGAGAUUUAUUUGAGACAAUUAGGAAAGGGAUCACAUGAAUAAAUGGGUCAUAAUUAACAGAAAUGUAAAUAAUGACAUAAAUAAAUAUAAAUAACAUAUUUAUGUAAAUAUUUCAUAGGAAUAUUGCUUGUAAAUAUAAAUAAGUUUCUUUGGUUGUGUGUUUGAGGGAGCUAAACUUAAUUUAUUGUGGAUAUACUGUGUGUGUGUGUGUGUGUGUGUGUGUGUGUGUGUGUGUGUGUGUGUGUGUGUGUGUGUGUGUGUGUGUGUGUGUGUGUGUGUGUGUUGUGAGCUAUUGUCCUUGUUUAUUACAUUUUCAUUAAUGUCCUCUUGUCUCUGGAUUGCACCCGUAACACCCACACAGUGCUGGAUUUUCUAGCGGACUCUGUCAUCAUGUGCCAUCUUUCGUUAACUCUUGUGUGUUUUAAUCCAGCACAUUAAAGGCACCAAUGGCCUAAAUAUAAUGACAAUUUUCUUUCACAGCAAUUAAAAUGCUUUAUUCAAAGUGUGUGUUUCAAUUUACAUUUUUUGUGACCCAUGAGCCUAAACUGCCAAAAAUAAAAAACGCCCCAAAAGCGUCUCAAAAUAAAGACUUUGCCGUUUAUGUC
Messenger RNA from Misgurnus anguillicaudatus (oriental weatherfish), 3415 nucleotides. RefSeq names its product T-box transcription factor 3a (gene tbx3a). Gene Ontology annotation, biological process: regulation of transcription by RNA polymerase II; cell fate specification; positive regulation of DNA-templated transcription. Gene Ontology annotation, cellular component: nucleus; chromatin. Gene Ontology annotation, molecular function: RNA polymerase II cis-regulatory region sequence-specific DNA binding; DNA-binding transcription factor activity, RNA polymerase II-specific. The record is from RefSeq and is a predicted model, not a curated record. NCBI's taxonomy places the organism in Eukaryota, Metazoa, Chordata, Actinopteri, Cypriniformes, Cobitidae.